AAGCAUUAAUACAGUGUUUGCGUACUGAAAUUCUGAGAUUGACUCACCGAACAUAAACAGAAGGCAUCUACCAUGGAUGGAUUUGAAGAUUUGAGGCGUUUCCAGUUGGAAAAUGAAGACGAAGCCCUGGCCAAAGUACUAAAAAUGUCCAAACCAGAAGACUCUCCAACUCCCUCAUCUUUGGUGCAGGAUUUUCAAACACAAGAUGAUGAUGAAGAUCAAAUAUUAGCUAGAGCUGUGGCUCUUUCUUUAGAAACACCAGAGAACACACAAUCUGCUUCUCCCCUUUGUUUGCCAAACAACUACCACUGGAAUGCGCAUGCGGGAAGGACGACAAAGACAGGCGAUCAGAGGAGUUCUCUAAGAGUGGUCGAGGAAGGACUUGAACAACUCAGGAGAGUUAAAGGCCCAGUGUGCGUGGUAUCCAUCGCUGGUCCUUACAGAAAGGGGAAGUCCUAUAUAUUAAGCCAAGCUUUUGACCAACCAGACGUUUUUCCUCUUGGACAUAAAAUGGAGGCUGAGACUAUGGGAAUCUGGAUAUGGAUUGUUCCAGAAAAAUUCAAGAAUUCCAAUGGACAAGAAUUCACAGUGGUGUUACUGGACUCUGAAGGGAUUGACGCCACAAAUAGUGAAAACACCGAUGACCAUCAGAUCUUCACUUUAACAGUCUUGUUAGCGUCCGUGUUGAUAUACAAUUCGCAAGGUGUUCCGACACGAAGUGAUGUAGAGAAACUGGACUACAUAGUAAAACUUUCCAAAAGAAUUCAGACGCGAUCCACCGUCUCUGGUGCGUAUAGUCCAUCGCAAAACAGCGAGUUUUUCCAUAAAACAUUUCCCUAUUUCAUCUGGCUGCUUAGAGAUGUAACACAGUCUAUACCAGAUGACUGCGAGAACAUCAAAGAAUAUUUCUUAAAAAAGGUUUUUAAAGGACACGUUUCAUCAGAUGCGGAUAAUAAAACCGAGGAAGGAGUAGCUGGGAGCAUCUUACGUUUCUUUCCUGGCUUCGAUGCCUUUAUGUUGCCACCUCCAGCAGUUGAUCCUGAGACAAUGAAAAGUUUAAACCAGACAAAAAGAAAAGUGAAUCCUUCGUUCUGGUGUGGCUUGGAGAGGUUUAAAAGCUUAUUGAGGGACACUUUAUCCCCUAAACGCAGCUUCAAUGAUGCAGAGUUCGUCACAGGCGAAGGUCUCGCAGCUAUGGUUCAGCUCUACGUCGACGCAAUAAAUGCUCCUGAUGCUAUUCCGAAUGUUCAAAGCGCAUGGGAGACGUUUGUCGAAGGCAAAUGCGCUGAAGCAAAACAGUCUACUCUGCAAAUGUAUGAUGCACUUAUGACGGCCCGAUUAUCGGAUGCGUUACCUCGCAGAAAUAAUGAUAUUCGUAUGUGCCAUAACGAUGCUCUUGAGCAAUGCGAGGAUCAGUUGAUGAUGGAACUUGCUGGAAUUUCUACAAAUUCAGUUGAAAUGACAACUAGAGAGUUUCAGUUAUCAGUCGAAGCAAAACUGCUCUCUUGGCUGACUAAAAACGAAGAGCUGACGAGAAAAUCCUGCGAAAUUCUCUUACGAGACCUAAAAAAGAAUCAUUUGGACCCUGUAUUUGAGAAACUUUUGGGUGAGGAACGAGACAAAAUAUCAUUUGAAGACAUAAUUGGUGGAUAUCAGAGAGUUAAGGACGAUUUCCAUCAGUAUGCAGAGGGAGCUGAAGACGUUAUCGCCGCUGUAUUUUUGGAGCUUCAUAAAGAUCUGCUGAAGGAAAAGGAGCAAUAUCUGGGGAUACUGGCACAAUUAAAAGACUUUGACGAGGAGCGGAGCCGAGAAUUGGCUGCCAGGGCAUAUCAAGAACAGGAGAGAAAAAAGCUAGAGGAACAGCAGGCACGUCUUCAACAAGAAAAUCUUGAACAGAAGAAACAGAUGGAAAUGUUGAUUAGAAAUCUUGAUGAAGAAAAGAGACGCUUUGCUGACCAAAUGAAAGGCGAACGCCAGGCGCAUCAAGAUCAAAUCCAAAAUAUGAUGGAAGCAAGUAUGAGACAAGCCCAAGAGGAACGCCAGGCAUUCAUGAGGGAAAACGAAGCUUUACAAGAAAGGUUCCUGGCAUUCCAAGAACGCAACGAAGAAAACAUGAAAAUGGUUCAAAAUAUGUCUGAUCGAGCCGCCCAGCAACAGAAAGAAAGAGAGGCUCUUCGUCAAAAGAUGAAGGAUCAAGCUGAUCAAGACAAGGACGAUUUAGUUAAAGCGUUGAAUGAAAAACACGAUGAAGAAAUGAAGGCUCUACGGGAUGAAUUGAACACAAAGUCAAAUGAGAUGCCUGAGCAAGUUCCACAGGAUAAAUUGAAGAGUGGUGAAACAGCUGAAUUGAUUGAUAGACGAACCAGAGAAGCAGAAGAGCGGCAAAGAAACAUAGCAAAGACUCGAGAGAGACAACAAGAAGUAGAAAAACCAGGAUUUUGGAAGAAAGCGCUUAAAGGUGUAGGGAAAAUUGUGCCUUUGGUUGGUACAGCUGUUUCUGCGAUUGUACCGACUAUAGCACCGAUUGCUGCACCAGUUGCUGCCGCCGUCGGUGCUGUGUGUCAUUUUGUUUCUGAUCACGUUUGCAGUAUAAUGUAAUCAGUUGUGUAUGUAGCUCGCCUUGAUAGCAAAAAA
Pocillopora verrucosa is the source of this 2634-nucleotide messenger RNA. Its product is annotated as guanylate-binding protein 6. The record is from RefSeq and is a predicted model, not a curated record. Gene Ontology annotation, molecular function: GTPase activity; GTP binding. NCBI's taxonomy places the organism in Eukaryota, Metazoa, Cnidaria, Anthozoa, Scleractinia, Pocilloporidae.